Kluyveromyces marxianus DMKU3-1042 is the source of this 1506-nucleotide messenger RNA. RefSeq names its product arylsulfatase. The transcript has a single exon. The record is from RefSeq and is a predicted model, not a curated record. Bases 1 to 1506 code for a protein of 501 amino acids. Gene Ontology annotation, molecular function: iduronate-2-sulfatase activity. NCBI's taxonomy places the organism in Eukaryota, Fungi, Ascomycota, Saccharomycetes, Saccharomycetales, Saccharomycetaceae.
AUGUCACCUAAACCAAAUCUGAUUUUGUUUAUGCCUGAUCAAUUGAGGUAUGAUUGUAUUGGCGCAAACGGAAAUCAAAAGAUUAAAACACCGAAUAUCGAUAGACUGACGAAAUUGGGAGCACGGUUCUCGAAUUGUUAUUUGCAGCAUUCCGUAUGUUCUCAAUCACGAGCUUCUAUGUUUACUGGUAAAUAUCCGCAUGUUACCGGACAUCGGGGAUUGACGACGUUGAUUAAGCCUUAUGAAGACAACUUAUUCAAGGCUUUAAAGAACGACGGAUAUUUUGUUGUUAACGUUGGAACUAGAGGUGAUUUGUUUUCUGCUGGUGGAUAUGAAGAGAGUUUUGAUGAAUAUGGUUUCACUGUACAGAUCGAUUACAACUUUAAGAGAAACCAAUCGUUGGAAAAACCAUCUUUUAAAGGUAUUCAAGUUGACUGGCCAAGACUGUAUUACUCUGGAAAUAGAGGCAGUGACCUCAAAAUUGACUACGACGAAGCUCUGAUAAGAUCUGCUGAAAAAUGGUUAACGGCGUUCAAAAACGAUCCGUCUUUAACGGGUGGAAAGCCAUGGGUUUUGUUUUUACCACUGUUCUUCCCUCAUUGUCCUUUUGAAGUUGAGGAGAAGUGGUACAACAUGUAUUCCAGAGAGGAUGUCCCAGAGAGAGUCAAGUUAGAGACAAAAACUGGAGAGGAACCUCUGUACAUGAGAAGACUGAGAGAAAAACAUGGUUUGGUAGAUUUGCCUGAACCUGUCUGGAACGAGGUUAUCGCCACCUACUAUGGAAUGAUUAGUAGAUUGGACUGGCAAUUCGGUAGAAUUCUGGAUUUAGUAGAGGAAGACCUGAAGAAUGAUCUGUUCUUAUUUUUCUUUACCGAUCAUGGAGAAUACUUAGGCGAUCAUAAUCUAAUCGAAAAGUGGCCGAGUGGUGUUUCAGAACAAUUGACGCAUGGGCCGUUAUUCAUUGCGGGACCAUCAGUAGAGAAAGGCCAGACGAUCAAUCAUUUGGUAGAAAUGCUUGAUCUUGUACCAACGGUGUUUGAUCUAGGGAAAGUUAAAACUCGAUACCCAAACAACGGCAAAUCAUGGGUUCCAUUGUUGCACGCGCAAUCGACAGAUGAUAUCGUUCACAAAGAUUAUGUUGUAUCAGAAGGAGGCUUCUUAAAAACCGAGGAGCCGAUUAUUGAGGUCGCACCGUUUCCUUACGAUAUUAAGGCGAAUUUACAGCACGAUGAAAUUGAUACAGUUGGUCGCGUGGUCUCUAUGAGAACCAAAGAGUUCACAUUCAUAUAUCGAUUAUAUGAACCGAAUGAGUUGUAUAACAGAAUAGAAGAUCUAGAAGAGAGACACAAUCUAAUCGCCGAUCCAACAUACACGUCUAUAGUUGAUGCGUUUGAAAAGAAAAUGUUAAAGUUCUUCAUAGAAAGCAGUGAUCAUGCUCCAUUUGUAACUGACACUAGAAUUCCAGAAGUGAACCUACCUCUACCAGGAUCAAAGCAGUUUAAAUAA